AUGGCCAUCACCACUACAACAUUACCCCUGGGAAAGGCGAUCCCCGAAAGGCCUCACGCGAUAUCAGUGCAAAUACCGACAUGGAGUGAUAUGUGUGGAAUGGGGAGAGGAGACUCCCAGGUCAUAAAAGCUUUGCGAAAUGGAUACCCACGAACUUUUGUUCAUAACUCCAUUCAAAAGCUAUCUCGCGCAUGCCAGAAUCGGUUUCUUUCUUCCUCGGCAAAGAUACUACUAUUUCCCGAUCAAAGAAGCGCCCAAUCAUGCAAGAGCUAUAUGAUUUCAUCCGCUAUCCACAAAGAUGAAGCCGUGUCGUCAAAGUCGAUAUCAAUCUUCGCGCUAGAGGCCAGUGAAUCUCAACCAACAGACCUACCUGCUGGCCAAAAACAACCUCCUGUCGGGCCAACAACACUCUGGGCCGUGGCGUAUCCAGAAGAAUCAGCCAAAAUCGGAGCUCUGUUCUGGAGACUCACGGGAACCGGAAUCUCGUCUCGUCUUGCCGAGCAUUGUCUUCGAGACAUUGACUCGAUGCAACGAGUCGAACGGCCCGUGAAACGAUUCUACUCUGCAAUAACCACCGUUCACCCCGUCUACCAGACAAUAUGCACUCGUAUCGCAUGCCUAAUGGAACGAGCCCCGACUGGAAGCCCUCGAAGUCUGGCUGUGAAUGCUUCAGACGUCUUUCUCUAUCCAUCCGGCAUGUCAGCGAUUUACCACGUGCACCAAAUGCUUCUGAAAUGGAGGAACCUCGAGAGCGUGGUCGUUGGGUUUCCAUACGAAGUUACCGUCAAGAUGAUGGAGACAUACGGCCCGUCAUUCAAAUUUUACAGCUUAGGUACCGAUGAGCAGAUUGACGAGUUUGAGAUAUACAUCGACACUAAGGUGAGAGCUGGCUCAAUGAUUCAGGCUGUCUGGUGUGAAUGUCCUUCAAAUCCUUUACUAUACACGGUCGACCUGGAAAGAAUUCGAAGGCUCGCAAACAAGCAUGGCUUUAUUGUUGUCGUCGAUGAGACCAUCGGGAGCUUUGCCAAUGUUGAUGUCUUGGGCGUGGCAGAUAUCGUGGUCACUUCGUUGAGCAAGUCGUUCAAUGGGUAUGCGGAUUUGUUAUCCGGGAGCGUCACCUUGAACCCCAACUCUGGCUACUACGGUGCCCUCACGACCUGGCUAGUUGAAGGCUACACCAACAAUCUCUACAUCGACGACGCAAUUCAACUCGAGCGCAACAGCCGCAACUUUCUCGAACGCGCAGCCCACAUGAACGCUACCGCCGAAUGCAUCGUUGACUACUUAGCCCCGUUCGCCUCGGAUCCAUCCAGCGUCGUCAGCGCGGUUCAUUACCCGAAAACAUGCGAGUCCGCGUCGCGCUACAAAUCUUGUAUGCGCCAGGCAACCGACGAGUUCACGCCAGGUUAUGGGUGUCUCUUUACAGUCGAUUUUGAUACGAUUGACGCAUCGAGGGCUUUUUUCGACAGUCUAGAUGUACGGAAGGGUCCAUCGCUGGGUGCCAAUAUCACAUUAGCACAGCCAUAUGUCCAGAUGGUCCUACAGAAAGAAAAAAAAUGGGCGGCUAGUCAUGGGUUGAGGGAGACCAUUGUGAGGGUUUCGGUUGGACUGGAGGAUAAGGAU
This is a messenger RNA of Penicillium daleae, 1623 nucleotides long. RefSeq lists its product as uncharacterized. The annotation marks the transcript as partial. Gene Ontology annotation, biological process: transsulfuration. NCBI's taxonomy places the organism in Eukaryota, Fungi, Ascomycota, Eurotiomycetes, Eurotiales, Aspergillaceae. The transcript is spliced from 3 exons. The record is from RefSeq and is a predicted model, not a curated record. Gene Ontology annotation, molecular function: pyridoxal phosphate binding; cystathionine gamma-synthase activity.